Messenger RNA from Aedes albopictus (Asian tiger mosquito), 1098 nucleotides. RefSeq lists its product as uncharacterized. Lineage: Eukaryota; Metazoa; Arthropoda; Insecta; Diptera; Culicidae. The record is from RefSeq and is a predicted model, not a curated record. Gene Ontology annotation, molecular function: nucleic acid binding. Bases 1 to 1098 code for a protein of 365 amino acids. The transcript has a single exon. Gene Ontology annotation, biological process: DNA integration.
AUGAGUCAACUGCCUCGGUCCCGCGUUACACCAUUCGUUAGACCCUUCACAUUUGUGGGCAUAGACUACUUCGGGCCCUACCUAGUGAAGAUCGGUCGUAGUACAGUUAAACGGUGGGUAGCGAUAUUCACAUGCCUAACCGUACGGGCUAUACAUAUGGAGGUAGUGCAUUCGCUUUCUACCGAUUCUUGUAAGAAAGCAGUUAGGCGGUUCAUCGCUCGCAGAGGAGCACCACAAGAAGUCUAUACGGAUAACGGGACGAAUUUCAUCGGCGCGAGUAGAGAGUUGGAAGAUGAGUUGCGGAACAUCAACGUUAGCUUGAGCAGCACAUUCACGGAUACCAAUACCCAGUGGCGAUUCAACCCUCCCUCAGCUCCACACAUGGGCGGAUGCUGGGAGCGCAUGGUCCGAUCCGUGAAGACCGCACUGGGAACCCUAUUGGAAUCAAGGAAAUUGGACGACGAGUCUUUCAUGACACUGUUGGCAGAAGCGGAGCAUAUGGUCAACUCGCGCCCUUUAACCUUUUUGCCUGUUGACAGCGAGGAGCAGGAGUCGUUGACUCCUAACCAUUUUCUGAUGCUUAGCUCUACUGGAGUGCGGCAACCGAUCAAAGCACCAGCGUGUGAACGAAAAGCAUUGAAGAACAGUUGGGACCUCAUUCAACAGAAGUUGGACGCUUUCUGGAGUCGCUGGAUCUCCGAGUAUUUGCCAGUAAUAUCUCGCCGAUCUAAAUGGUUCAAUCACGUGACGCCUAUCAAGGAAGGAGCGUUGGUUGUUAUAGUCGACGGGAAGAUGCGGAACCAAUGGAUACGUGGACGGGUGAGCCGAACCUAUCCCGGGAAGGAUGGAGCAGUACGUCUGGUGGACGUGAAUACCUCUACAGGGGUGUUGAAGAGAAGAGCAGUUUGCAAGCUGGCCGUUUUGGAUGUCAAAGAUCCCAAGGAUGUGCAACAGGAUGGUCAUGGUGAUGAAGAUAGCGAGGGGCUUCGUGAACGCAGCGGAUAUGGUGUCGUCGAACCAGUGUCCGCACGACACGAGGGGGAGGAUGUUGCGACAGCUUCGUCCAUCGGAGCGCCCCCCGGAAGCUUUGGCGUUUAG